AUGGUCACUCAAACGCUUGUUUCGAGGUUGGAGAUUACAGAUCUGCGAUAUGACAUCACCUGUUACGGAGACUUUCUUCGACAUAUUCCUGCGCGGUUGGGGAGGAAUGAAGCUCUUGAUGCGUCAGCUGAUGCGUUGGCUACGACGUUUUCGACAUUGCACCGACCGCAGGGGUAUCAGACUGUUGAUGCGCUCACAAAGUAUGUCAAAGCGAUAAGUUCGUUGAGAUUAUGCUUGGAGGAUCCUGCCAAGGCGAGGAUGCCUGAGACUAUGUGUUCGGUGUAUCUGAUUAUGAUCUGUCAGGGCUGGUUGGGAAGGGAUGAUGAUCCGACUACGAGUCACGGCCAGGGUUUAGCGUAUCUUCUCAAAGCAGCGGCGAGAGAGAACUGGAAAGCCGGUUUUGAAACAGACAUGCUCUUGACGUUCUGCGUCCCUGUCAUCAUAGAAAGCAUAUCAAACCCCAAGGUCAGGUUAGAAAAGUGGUUCUGGGACAUGCUCGACAACUUCAAAAAGAACAACCCCCCCUCAACGCCCGAAAGCGCAAAAGCCCAACAAGACGGCAAAGACGCAGGCGGAAUCCCCAGCCUUUCUAUCCGAAAUCUAGGCCGACUCCCAGACUUCAUAAACGACCCUGAACUCCACCACAUGGAAAUAACGUGCGCAUACCACCGCCUGUGCCGCGACCUUCGCAAACUCUCCGAGAUCGUCAAAGCAGUAACGUGGGCACCCGGCUUCUCCCCAACACCAAUGCAACUCCGCCUCUCCCGCUCCUACAACUCAGCCUACUCCGUGCUGCUAACAGUCCUCGUAAUAACCAGCCAAAUCAUGCAAGCCUUUGAUCCGUACAACCUCGCUUUAGUAGGCGAAGCAGCACUGUGUUCUUCAGAGGUUGUGUCUCUCGCGCAUAGGAUAAGUCAGUACAGACCGUUGGGGGCAAGCCAUGUUCCGUUGACGCUGGCUAUUGCGUGGGCUGCGACGGAUGAGCCGGGGAUGAAGAGGCAGUUGGAGGAGAAGUUGGAGGAGUAUCAGCAGGAUUGGACUGUGACACAGUGGAUGAAGGUUGGGUAUUGGUGGACGGAGAAGUUUGCGGAGUUGAGGGGGAGGUUGGCGCCGAGGGUUUCGCUGGAGGAGGAGGAGAUGUUGGUCAAGAGGGGGGAGGGGAAGCAGUCUGCUGAUGAGUGUUGUGUUAUGUAG
Fusarium musae is the source of this 1194-nucleotide messenger RNA. RefSeq lists its product as uncharacterized. Bases 1 to 1194 code for a protein of 397 amino acids. Lineage: Eukaryota; Fungi; Ascomycota; Sordariomycetes; Hypocreales; Nectriaceae. The transcript has 3 exons. The record is from RefSeq and is a predicted model, not a curated record.